Rotaria sp. Silwood2 is the source of this 2700-nucleotide messenger RNA. NCBI's taxonomy places the organism in Eukaryota, Metazoa, Rotifera, Eurotatoria, Philodinida, Philodinidae. The record is from the annotation of a GenBank genome assembly.
AUGGUGUACACGUGGUGUUUUUGUUGGUGGAUAUUACCUUUUAUAUUUGGACAACUUAAUAUACACUAUGCAAAAGCAGCUUGGCCACUUCCAAACAUGUCGAACGUUCAGCUAUUAGGUCUUUUUCCAGAUGCUGAAAACAUAUCUGAACCGACCGAAUUUUCAGUUCACCCGUGUGCUAUGUUUAAGGCUGCAUUAGUCCUGUCACAACAAUAUAAUAUGAAAAUUGAUGGACAAUUCAUUGGAUGGCACGCAGCACAAACUGGUGGGAAUGCUAUAGGUGCUCUGAGUGGUACAUGUCAAGCAGUAGCCACUGCAAACGUUAUUGGUAUUGUUGGACCGGCAUAUUCCAGAGAAGCUAGUAUUAUUGCUGCUUUUGCUCAUUUAGGUAAUAUUCCUGCAAUAUCAUAUUCUGCAACUAAUCCUGUUUUAUCGGAUCGAAAUGCAUAUCCUAACUUUUAUCGCACAGUUUCAUCGGAUGCUGCUGUUGCAUUAGCAAUUGUAAAAUUAUUUGCUCGAUAUAAUUGGACAUCUUGCAUAAUUAUUUAUCAAAAUGAUGAAUUUGGAUCAGGUGGUGCAGAAGUAAUAAGUAAUGCAUUUAGUAAGAACAAUUUGAGAGUUAGUGAAUUAGUAGUGUUUGAUAUUGCGACACAGCAUAUUCGAGGUGAUUUAAAAGAUAUUUUAUUAACGACUUUUACACGAAUUAUCAUAGUAUGGGCUGAUGAAUAUCAUACAUCUUUAAUUUUACAAAAUGCACUUAAUUUUGAUGUACUUGGUCCACGUUUUACAUGGAUAUUAAGUAUAAGAGUUUCGUUGAAUUCUUUCAAUCAAACAUUACAGACAAAAUUAAUUGGAAUGCUUAUUUUAGAACCAGUAAUAGGAAGUGUUGUUAAUGCACCAUUCAAUACAACAUUAUUAAAUGCAGCUUAUCAGAUUUGGCAGCAAUAUGAGCCUGAAACAUUUCCUGGAUCAACAAAAGUAAAUUAUUAUGCAUUAUUUGCAUUUGAUGCAACUUGGACAUUGAUACAAGCAUUACAACAACUUUGUUUAACACGUACAAAUAGUUCUUCUCCAUGUAUAUCAAUUGUUAACAAUUCAUUCUGUUUCGAUCGUCGUUUUUCAAAUGCCACUUCAUUUUUUCAUACGAUUAGUAUCACAGAGUUUCUUGGCGUAUCUGGUCCAGUAAAAUUUAGUGCCAAUCUAACAGAUAGAAUAGAUGGAAUUUAUUAUGUCAUACAAAAUGUUCAACCUUCUACGAAUGGUAUAGAAUUGGUGCCAGUAUUGCAAUGGUCUUAUUCUGAUGAUUGGAAAACAUAUACACAAGCUGAUGUUAUCAUAUGGCCUGGUAAUACAUUAGUACCUCCUACUGGCUUUGCUGGACUUGAGGGUAUAAACUUACGAAUUUGUAUUAUUGAAUCAAUACCAUUCACAAUGCAAAAAAAUAUCAUUGAACAAAAUCAAACAAAGUUAAUUGGUUAUCUACCUGAUCUUAUUGAUAUUCUACAAAUUAGGAUGGGAUUUAUUCCUCAUUUUAUAUAUCCACCAGCAAAUCAGACUUAUGAUGGAUUAGUUGAAGCAGUAGCAAAUAGUGUUUGUGAUGUUGCAAUUGGUGAUAUUACUGUUACUGCUAGGCGAAGAGAAAUAGUUGAUUUUUCAACUUCAAUAUUUGACAAUGCUAUUCGAAUUAUUGUUAGACAAACAGCAACUGUUAAUGUUGAUCUUUUAUCCUAUUUAAAACCAUUUUCACUUAAUCUAUGGUUGACACUCUUGGUUUGCACCGUUUAUGCUGCUGUCUUACUUUGUGUAUUAGAACGGCACGAUAAUGAAGCAUUGCAAAAUAGAUCAAUAAUGUCAUCUAGUGCAAUGAGUAUGUGGUAUUCUAUUGGUACUAUUAUGGGAUAUGGUGCUGAUUUUCAUGUUCAAACAGCUGCCGGACGAUUAUUAAGUAUAGGUUUAUAUCUCUUAAGUCUGGUAUUAGUAGCAACAUAUACUGCAAAUUUAGCAUCCGAUUUAACAAUAUCAAAAUCAAAAGACUUUAUCUCUGGCAUUGAUGAUAUCAAAAAUGGAAAGUUACCAUUUAGUCGUAUUGGUAUCCUUAUUGAAUCAUCACAAGAAGACUAUUAUUUGCAUGAAAUUUCUGGAGGUGUUCGUAAUUAUUAUCCAUUGAAAACACAAGAUGAAUUAUAUAGUAGUUUAUUAAAUAAUUUAAUUGAUGCAUCGAUUUUAGAUAUUGGUGCUGUGGAAUAUUUUACUAAUAAUAUAUAUUGUAAUUUAACACUUGUUGGCGCAACUUUUGCCCCAAGUUCAUAUGGUAUUGCUUAUCAUAAACAAUGGUUGUACGGAAAAGAUUUAGAUGUCAUUAUAUUAUCAUUAAGAGAAUCAGGUGUUCUUGAUGAUUUAAAAAAGAAAUGGUUUGAAAAAAGUAUUUGCCAAGAUUUAUCUUUAUCUCAUGUGUCUACUAGUAUCAACAUUGAAGCUAUGAGUGGUUUAUUUUUUACUUUUGGCAUUAUCAGCAUUUUAUCGUUAGUGCUAUUUAUAUGGAAAAAACGAUUUGUUAUAAAUGAUUAUCUGACAAGAUCAAUACGUCGAAAGAAUUCUUUAAUUCAACAGAAGGUCUAUAAAACAAGAUAUCCAAUGGAAAUUUUGUCUAAACGCACACAGAACUCACAAUUAUCUUGGCUUGAUAUUACAAAAAUGUAA